AUGCCACUGACAAACCAAAGUUGCAACUACAUCAACGGUUCUGUUCGAAUAGAUGGGUCAUCGAACGUGACAUAUGAGCAGCUCGUGGAAGCGUUCCACACCACUGAAACCAUCGAAGGUUCACUGGAAAUCGUGAACACGUCCUUCAAGAAUCUCAGCUUUUUCAAGCGGUUACGGCAACUGAAGCCUCGUUCAACAGAAGGAUAUGACCUGUUGAUAGCGAACAACACCAAACUGGAGUCGAUGGAUGGUGUACUCCUGCCGUAUGAUCAGGAAGUGCGCAUUUUGGACAAUCCGCUUCUCGUAAUGGAUUGUACACAUGUUUUGACGUACUACAGUAUAGUCAGGAGAAUACGCGGAAACAAGAACAACUGCGGGUGUGAACUCGAUGGGCGGCUCACACAAGAAUCCGUGCUUGCACUGGACGAUAACUGCCCGCUCAUCUAUGGCGAUUUCAUACUUACCUCCGACGACACUCCAAGCUAUGACACUUUAGUGCGAAAGUUUGCCACAGCCACUCGACUUCUUGGCCAAGUUGUCGUGAUAGGCACCGACUUUGCUGACUUAGGCUUUCUCGAAAAUGUGAAAGGAAUGGAUUCUUAUUACGCCACGAAUGGUAACCUUUUCAUUUUAAAAUUUGUGAUGUGGCGCAGCACUCGCUGUGGAAGAACAACGUAG
Cooperia oncophora is the source of this 678-nucleotide messenger RNA. Lineage: Eukaryota; Metazoa; Nematoda; Chromadorea; Rhabditida; Trichostrongylidae. The record is from the annotation of a GenBank genome assembly.